AUGUUCCUGACUGGAGGGAGGAUAGUGAAGAAGAUCGACACCAACUCUGAUAAAUACCUUUCACUCGCGGAGCAGGAAGAGCCUUCGCAGUGGGAGGUUGAGGAAACGGUUCGCUUUAAAGAUCUCUAUGACCAGGAUAAAGAUGGUAAACUCAACAGGGAUGAACAGCUCCGCUGGGUCGCUCCCAACAGCUAUGGCUCAGCACGAGAAGAAGCUAUUCAUCUAAUCAAGGAAAUGGACCAAGAUGGUGAUGGAAGGCUCUCGGAGACGGAGAUUUUAAAAAACCAAGACACUUUCAUGAACAGUGAAGUGACCGAUUACGGCAGACAGCUUCAUGUGCCACAUGAUGAAUUGUAAUAGCUGGAAACUUAUAAAUAGCUCUUUUGUUGGCACAAAGAAAGACUACUUGAGUUUUUACAAAUGUAUUUUUAUUAGAUGACAUGUAAUUGGUACACUAAUAUUACACAGCCCUGCAUCUUGAUUUGCAAAAAAUAUUAGCAUAGAAAUAAUGUAAUGAUGCUGAGUU
Cyprinus carpio (common carp) is the source of this 526-nucleotide messenger RNA. Its product is annotated as reticulocalbin-2-like. Bases 1 to 357 code for a protein of 118 amino acids. Gene Ontology annotation, molecular function: calcium ion binding. Gene Ontology annotation, cellular component: endoplasmic reticulum. The record is from RefSeq and is a predicted model, not a curated record. The transcript has 3 exons. NCBI's taxonomy places the organism in Eukaryota, Metazoa, Chordata, Actinopteri, Cypriniformes, Cyprinidae.